AGAGUUCUAACCAAAUUCAAAAUCAGGAAAAGGAGGUGUGGGCUUUUGGGCUUUGUAGAUCAGCAGCUUGAAUGUGGUUGGCAGUCUCCUCCCCUUCCGCACUUCGGCUCAGAGUGUGCACUCUGGAAUGACAGGCAUUCCUGUGUGAGGAGAGCCAGCAUGAAGACAUAUUUGUAAGAACCACAAGUGCCCAGGCUGGAAUACAGGGAACAGAAACUCCAGCAGAUUAAUUGACCUCAUGCCACUUCCUGACUUUUGGCAAGUGACACUGAGAAAAGGAUUUCAGCUUGUCUCCUUUUGUGGAUUUAUCUUUUUAAAAGAAGUUUACUUUUGUCCGGGACAGUUUGUUGUCGUGAGAUACAUCAAACAGUAUAAUCAUGGGGCAAGCUGAUGUCUCCAGACCGGUAAAUCCAGAUGCAGUUGAAGAAGCAGGCCAGCCCACUGCAGACCCAGGCAUGGUCAUGGACAGUGUGGAAGCUGGAGACACAACACCUCCCACCAAAAGAAAAAGCAAGUUCUCUGGCUUCGGCAAAAUCUUCAAGCCCUGGAAAUGGAGGAAAAAAAAAAGUAGUGAUAAAUUUAAAGAGACAUCAGAAGUUUUAGAGCGAAAAAUAUCUAUGCGAAAACCAAGAGAAGAGCUGGUUAAAAGAGGGGUACUGUUGGAAGACCCUGAGCAGGGUGGUGAGGAUCCAGGAAAGUUAAGUCAUGCUGUAUUAAAGAAUGGCCAUACCACCCCCAUAGGGAGUGCCAGAUCAUCUAGUCCAGUCCUAGUAGAGGAAGAACCAGUAAGAACAGCAAGUGUUAACAGUCUUUUUCCAGAAGAGGACCCAAAGAAACGACUGGGCUCAAUUGGAAGCCAGUCUAAUUCUGAAGCAGAGUCUGUAUCUGAGAAUGUACCAAAACAGCCUUUACUUCCCCCUAAAAGGCCAUUGUCCUCAUCUCAUGAAGCAAGUGAAGGGUCAGCAAAGGAUGUCACUUCUUCUGGCAGCAUGGCAAGGUCCAUCUCCUCCGCCUCUUCUACCAACAUAGCACCUGCUGCCACCACUGCUGCCACAAACCUAGCAAAGACUGUUAAUUCCUUUGUCACCCUUUCCCCAGCACCCAGGACUCUGCCUGCUGCUCCUACCAGCACUAACACUACUGCUACCCCAAGCCUUUCUCAUAUGGUCCCUGCCAAGCAGCCCCCUAUCCCUCCCCCUAAACCAGCUCACAGAAAUAGCAACCCUGUUAUUGCUGAACUGUCCCAAGCAAUAAACAGUGGUACAUUAUUAUCAAAACCAUCCCCACCCUUACCACCUAAGAGAGGCAUUCUGUCAACCUUGGUAUCCACCUCGGAGUUGGCUGCUGGCAUCAACACAAAAACACCAAGCGAUCAAAAAGAGAUGAAUACAUGCUCUGUGGGCUCUGAACCAAUGCUGAUGAUCCCACCUCCUUCUCCAUCUCCCCCGCUGCCUACUCAUACACCUCCAGAGCCCCCACGGUCUCCACCAUUCCCUCCUAAGACUUUUCAACUUGUGCCAGAAGUUGAGAUUCCACCUUCCUUAGAUCUUGCCCAGGAGGAUCCCCAGCAGGAAGAUCAGAAAAAGGAAGUCCCCAAGAGGAUAUUGGACCAAAGCUUUGGGGAGCCCCAUGUACCCUGUAGGCUGCCCCCACUCCCCCUACAUAUUCGAAUUCAACAGGCCCUGACCAGUCCCCUUCCCAUGACUCCUUUAGAGGGUUCUCACAGAGCUCAUUCAUUGCUCUUUGAGAACAGUGACAACUUUUCUGAGGACAGCAGUACCUUGGGUCGGACCAGAUCACUUCCCAUCACUAUUGAAAUGCUGAAAGUUCCAGACGAUGAAGAAGAGGAGGAGCAAACCUAUCCUUUGGAAUUUGUUGAAGAUGUGGCAUCUACCUCAGUCAUUCCUAAAUUACCACAGUGUCUGCAGGAGGAAGAAGAAAAGGAGAGUGACUCAGAUUCAGAGGGUCCUGUUCAAUAUCGAGAUGAAGAGGAUGAAGAUGAAAGCCAUCAGAGUGCUCUGGCCAACAAAGUAAAGAGGAAGGAUACACUGGCAAUGAAGUUGAACCAUAGAUCCAGUGAACCAGAGUUGAACUUGAAUUCUUGGCCUCGUAAAAGCAAGGAAGAAUGGAAUGAAAUACGGCACCAGAUUGGGAACACACUGAUCCGGAGACUGAGUCAAAGACCAACACCAGAAGAACUAGAACAACGAAAUAUACUGCAACCUAAAAAUGAAGCUGAUCGUCAGGCAGAGAAACGAGAGAUUAAACGUCGGCUCACUAGAAAGCUCAGUCAAAGGCCAACUGUGGCUGAACUACUUGCCAGGAAGAUUCUGAGGUUUAAUGAAUACGUGGAAGUAACAGAUGCUCAAGAUUAUGACCGGCGAGCUGACAAACCUUGGACCAAGCUGACUCCUGCUGACAAGGCUGCUAUUAGAAAAGAAUUAAAUGAAUUUAAAAGCUCAGAGAUGGAGGUUCAUGAAGAGAGCAAACAUUUCACACGCUACCAUCGUCCAUAAUGCUGAAGUUUGAGAAAGGAACUAAACAACUUCUCCAAAAACCAGGACUGCUUUGCUGCUUGUUUCCAGAGUGACAUUAUGGAGGGAACUUUAGCACUUCCCCCGCAUAGCCAGAAUUGCAUCCUCUGGGAUCUGGUUUUGGAGUGAACAGCACUCCUAUGAAUGUAGCCUUCCACUGGAAUGGAUUCUCAUGUGCUGCCCCUGGGGGAAAAGCCAACACUUCAUCAGUACUUUUGAACUUUUUAAUAUAGCAACAUUCUUGAGGGGUUUUCCCUCACCAGCCACCAAAUUUCUGAGCCACUGGCAGGUUCUGAGUUUUAUUGACUUUUCCACACCCUUGCCCCAAAAUUACUGCCUGUGCUAAGGCACAGUUUGCACCAUUAGCCUUACCUGCCCUGCCCUAAUUGUGAGACCCACUUGUAUAGGCACUAAAUUCCAGCCUUCAAAAAUAAUUGGUUGUGGGAAAAUUUUCUAGAGGCCCCAGCCUUCUGGAAAAAGGGGUCCCCACUUCCAAAGGAUGCCUUCAUACCACACUGGGAUGUCAAUUGAUAGCAUUGCACUGUACCUCUUGUAACACAGCAAUAUAGUUCUCUUCAGGCACACGCGUCUGAGGGGAAGCUCAGGAUCUGACAUGUUCCUCCUUUUUGGCACUUGUCAUCCUAAUUUUUAUUUUUAAAUGAUUUUAAAGAAGUAAUGGGGACUUAUGUUUUUCCUGUUCAUUAAAGUCUGAGCUGCAACCAGAAUGCAAGUUGGUCAAAUGAGAAAGCGUGUAUAUUUUUUUGUAUAUAAAAACAAGAAAAGGCCUUAACAUUAAUGCCAACUUGGCAGAAUGCUGACUGGUGGUUUAAAUUUUAUAGGCUGUUGUACUUUUAUCGUACCAAAUACUGUAAAUCACUUCAACAAGUAGUAAAGCAGAGUUGUAGACAUGCUGGGUGAGCACUUGUUUGGUUUCAGCCCCCAUACUUCCAACCAGAAUCACAGCAAGAUCCUAAGGGAUGUGGGGUGCUACAUGGGAAAAUGUCUUUGGAGAACCACAAAGGAGGGGCAUGUUAUGGCUCACUGCCCUUCUCUAAGUGCCUUUUGCCCUCUCCUUGCUGCACAUUCCCUCUUCACUCUAACACUAUUCUCCUGGCAUUCUCUGGCAGCUUCACUCACUGUUCCUUUUCCACGCUGUAGCCAGCGUUUUUGGUGCCUAGGAAAUGGCUUAGUCCCACCCCAUUUUGUAAUUGUAAUAUAUGUUAGUAUAAUUUCUUAAAAUAAAAAGUUUGGUUAUCCUAUUUCCUUCUCUUUUUUUGGUGGUGGUGACGGGGGGGAUUCGGGAUUGAACCCAGAGGUGCUUUACCCCUGAGCUACAUCCCUAGCUCUUUUUAUUUUUAUUUUUUUUUAUUGUGAGACAGGGUUUCACUAAGUUGCUUAUGCCCUUGCUAAAUUGCUGAAGCUUGUUUUGAACUUGGGAUCCUCCUAUUGCUGGGAUUACAGGUAUGCACCCCUGGGCCUGGUUCUUUUUCAUUUAAAUUAAAUGGACAUUUCAUUUAAAUGGACUGGGCUAGUUUAGUCUCAGUAACCACACUGAAAUCAUAUGCAAGUUUAUUUUAUUUGCAGUGCUGGUGAUUGAAACCAGGGCCUUGCAAAUGACUGGCAUGCACUCUACCACUGAGCUGUACUUUUUUUUUUUUUUUUUUUGCGGUACUGGGGAUUGAAUCCAGGACCUCAUGUUGUAUGCUAAGCAAGCGCUCUACCACUGAGCCUCAUCCCACUUAGUAUCUCCCUCUUUAUUCCUAUUCACACUGUAAGUGGAAGAAAGAGACAGUUUUUAUUUAACUGAUGAAUGUGGACUUUUUUCUUCACUGUAAUGUUUAGGAAAUUGUAGCUGUUUUAUAGGUUUCUUUCUGAUCUCUUGUCAUUUGUUCUUGAUUUUUCGUUUGUUUCUUUGUUUUGGUGUACUAGAGAUUGAACCCAAGAGUGCUUUACCGCUGAGCUACAUGCCCAGCCCUUUUUUAUUUUUUAUUUAUUUUUUGUGGUGCUGGGGAUUGAACCCAGGGCCUUGUGCAUGCGAGGCAAGCACUCUAUCAACUAAGCUAUACCCCUAGCCCCACUUUUUUAUAUUUUGAGACAGGGUCUCACAAAGUUGUUGAGGACCACAUUAACUGCAGUCCUCCUGUCUCAAGCUCCUGAGUCACUGGGAUUACAGGUGUGUGAUACCAUGCCCAGCAUCUAUCAUUUUCUGUAUGUAAUUUUUGAGUAGAUUUUUCUUCUUUCAUGUUCACAUCAGAUUUGCUGAAGAAUGAGACCAUCAGGUCAAUACAAAAAAGUCAAAGUGAAUUUACAAGGUAGUAUUUUCUCUCUGUGUAGGGAUUGGGGUGGGAGUUGGAGUUCUCAAUUACUGUCAAAGGUUUUAUAAAGGCUAUGGAACAAUACUAGAUCUACAUCUCUUUGAAGUUCAUUAACAUUUGGAGUAAUUGAGGUAAAAUCAUGAGAAUUGUACUAAGUCUGUUAGAGGUCUGGGUAUAUGGUGGUCACAGAUAAACUGCUAACUUGACUCUUAACCGUCCUGUCUUGUUGGUUGGGAACUGCUUGGCAUGUGCCUGCAUUCUCUGACUUGAAAUGACAUUUUCAAACCCUUCUUUGACUGCCUUUCUUUCCCUUAAUGUGCCAAGCUUAAGACAAAUUUGACUCCUGAGCUACUUGUCUGCCUUCUAUGUGCCAUCCAAGGAUUCUGAUUGAUCUUUCAUCUCAUUUGUGUUCUUUAGAAACAAGAUACUUUGGGUGUAAAAUGUGUUCAAUUGUUUAUUUAGUUUUUAUGUAAAUAAAAAUGGAUUUGUGUUCCCUUUCUGUGUAAAUGUGAAGUUCACAAUCAUAAUGUAAAAGAAGAAAUAAAAGCUGUAUGUUGUACUUCAAGAUGCUGCCCUGAUGUACAGAAUCUCCAUGUAAAAUAAAUAAUUGCAUUGUAUAUCAGUCUUACCAUCAACAUUAAUUAUUAAAAUAUGUUAGAAGUUUAAAAUGCCAA
Marmota monax (woodchuck) is the source of this 5523-nucleotide messenger RNA. It is a transcript of the gene Phactr4, whose product is annotated as phosphatase and actin regulator 4. Gene Ontology annotation, molecular function: actin binding. The transcript is spliced from 13 exons. NCBI's taxonomy places the organism in Eukaryota, Metazoa, Chordata, Mammalia, Rodentia, Sciuridae. Gene Ontology annotation, biological process: neural crest cell migration; actin cytoskeleton organization. The coding region runs from base 378 to 2516 and encodes 712 amino acids. The record is from RefSeq and is a predicted model, not a curated record.